This is a messenger RNA of Lates calcarifer (barramundi perch), 1565 nucleotides long. RefSeq names its product caspase 3, apoptosis-related cysteine peptidase b (gene casp3b). Gene Ontology annotation, cellular component: cytoplasm. Bases 356 to 1078 code for a protein of 240 amino acids. The transcript has 7 exons. Lineage: Eukaryota; Metazoa; Chordata; Actinopteri; Centropomidae. Gene Ontology annotation, biological process: neuron differentiation; proteolysis; erythrocyte differentiation. The record is from RefSeq and is a predicted model, not a curated record.
AUCAGACAAGUUUGACGUUUGCCCCGCCCACACAGGGAGCAGCGUUCCUCGUUGGCUGAAAGUUUUCGUCUUGGACUUUGAACAAUUUGAUAUUUCCUUGAAGUAACACUACGGGAGGAGACCUGUUAUAGGAGUUCUGCGGACGUCUUACGAAAAAGGAACAUGGCUGAGGUUCAUGAUGGUGUUGACAAGCAGAACAAUGAGGACUCUGUGGAUGCCAUUAAAUUAUUUCCACCUUUUACACGUUUAAAGGCUGGGGCCACAGGCAGUAAGAACACUUCUGAAGGAGGAGGAGGUGGACUCUGCCCCGUUCAGCAGCAGCACAGCAGCAGGCCCUGACCCUUACUGCUACAGGAUGGACUAUCCCAGCAUGGGAAUCUGUUUGAUUAUCAACAAUAAGAACUUCCACAGUAGCACAGGUAUGAAUGCUCGUAAUGGGACGGAUAUUGAUGCUGCUUAUGCUAUGAAGACCUUCUCUAGCCUGGGUUAUAAUGUCAAAGUGGAAAACGACCGGACUGUGGCACAGAUGAAAGAACUGCUGUCAAGGGUAUCUAAGCAGGACCACAGCGGCAGUGCAUCGUUUGUCUGUGUGUUGCUAAGUCAUGGAGAUGAGGGGGUGAUAUAUGGCAUAGAUGGCUGUGAAAGAUUUGAAAACCUGACACAAUACUUUAAAGGAGAUCGCUGCAGAAGUCUGGUGGGGAAACCAAAGCUCUUCUUCAUACAGGCAUGCCGUGGCUCAGCCCUGGAUGGUGGAUCCUGGAUUGAGACUGACAGCGUGGAUGGGCAAACAUCAGAGAGGAUUCCUGUGGAGGCAGAUUUCCUGUAUGCUUACUCCACUGCUCCAGGCUACUACUCAUGGAGAAACACUUCCAAUGGCUCCUGGUUCAUGCAGUCACUGUGUGAGAUGUUGCUGCGUUACAGUGGAGAGCUGGAGCUGAUGCAGAUCAUGACCCGAGUCAACCGUAAGGUGGCGCUGCACUUUGAGUCUUCCUCCAGCUUACCUGGAUUUAGCAGCAAGAAGCAGAUCCCCUGCAUUGUCUCAAUGUUGACCAAAGACUUCUACUUUCCUAAAAAAUAGACUUUUUGUUUAACCUACAACAUACUCUCUUCCAAAUUUGUUCUGUUCUUUUUGACCACACACCAAAGUUUUGUGUUGUGUUGUGUUUUUGUGUAGGCUGUGCAGCAGGAUCACAUUACUUCUAAUGUCAGUAAAUCUGAACUGCUAUUUUGAAAUGAAUUGACAUGUUUUAACAUAGACAUGUUUUUAUUGUUGGGUCUUUCUAGAAAACUUGAACAAGUUUCAUUCUGUCUUUGAUUUUAUAGAAGGGUGUUGGAAUAAUUUAAAGGGAUACAUUUUCUAUGAUCUUAAAAUGUGUUAUCUGUUUCACAGAUUACACACUUAAACACCAGCAUUCAAUUUUAGUACAUCAGUAUACUCUGUGUAUUUAUAGUAUUUGUAAGCAUCUGGUUUACCACAUACAACUACUAUAAAUCACUGUGACUGUAUUCUGUAAGAGUCUAAGUUUCAAACAAUGUCAGCACAUGAAAAUAAAUCUUUUAUUUUA